AUGUCUGCCCAGCCCCUCCGUAUCGUUAUGGCCUGCGACGAGGCCGGUGUCCCUUAUAAGGAUGCCCUUAAAGCCGUUCUCGAGAAGAACCCCGGCGUUGCCUCAAUCAUCGAUGUCGGUGUCAACAGCAGUGAUGACAAGACUGCCUACCCUCACCCAGCUGUCGAGGGUGCCAAGCUCAUCAAGGAGGGCAAGGCUGACCGUGGUCUCUUCAUCUGCGGUACUGGUCUUGGUGUCGCUAUUGCUGCCAACAAGGUUCCCGGUAUCCGUGCCGUCACUGCUCACGACCCCUUCUCCGUUGAGCGCUCCAUCCUGAGCAAUGACGCCCAGGUCCUCUGCUUCGGUCAGCGUGUUAUUGGUGUUGAGCUCGCCAAGAAGCUUGCCGUCGACUGGCUCCAGUACCGCUUCGACCCCAAGAGUGGCUCUGCCGCUAAGGUCCAGGCCAUCAGCGACUAUGAGACCAAGUUCGCUGGCUCUGCCUAA
Penicillium malachiteum is the source of this 483-nucleotide messenger RNA. Its product is annotated as RpiB/LacA/LacB family sugar-phosphate isomerase. The record is from RefSeq and is a predicted model, not a curated record. Lineage: Eukaryota; Fungi; Ascomycota; Eurotiomycetes; Eurotiales; Aspergillaceae. Gene Ontology annotation, molecular function: isomerase activity. The coding region runs from base 1 to 483 and encodes 160 amino acids. The transcript has a single exon. Gene Ontology annotation, cellular component: intracellular anatomical structure. Gene Ontology annotation, biological process: carbohydrate metabolic process.